This is a messenger RNA of Paraglomus brasilianum, 255 nucleotides long. NCBI's taxonomy places the organism in Eukaryota, Fungi, Glomeromycota, Glomeromycetes, Paraglomerales, Paraglomeraceae. The record is from the annotation of a GenBank genome assembly.
AUGCCAGUUCGUUAUGACCGUGAUCUUAUGUCAACAACAUUAAAGGCAAUGAAGAGAGUUGCCGAGAUCAGAGCACGACGUGAGCGGGUAUUUUACAAGAACAGAAUGGCUGGAAAGGAGGAGCGUGAAAAAGCCGACAAUGUACGCGAAGUACAACGACAUAUUGAGCUUAUCAAAGCGCCUUCUGAUAGAGUUAAAGCACGGGUUGUUAGGAUUAUCGAGCCAACGCAGCAACAAAUGGAUCUGGAUUCUUAG